AUGGAAGAAGCCGCGACGACGCCUUCCAAGUUCCAACCCCCAGGCCCGGACAAGCCGACGCGCCCGAUGGUUUGGCCCGGUGGUUUCGUCCCAAAUUCCCAGCCAUCUCCUCGCUCGCUUUCGGCCGCCAUACUAGUCAGCUUCGGGCGGCGGCUACUUGCUCCCCCACACGGCGCGGCCGUGCGGGUCCAACCAGCACACGACACACACGGCCCGUCCGUGCACCCGAAGCGCCAGCCCCCAACCCGACCUGACCAUCCUACCCCUCCUCCGCCCCGCACCCACGCAACGCGGCUAUGCACGGCCACGACGCACGUACCCCAACGUCCCUCUGGAUCCAGCCCAGUUGACCCUUCCGCCUCCCGCGGCCACGGGCACGUUUCUUCCGUGGACGGGGAGGGAGAGCCCAAACGGGCGUCCUUUACCGGCCCGCACCACAGCCGUCGCUUUUCGGGGGCGGCCACUGACCUGACCGAAACGGAGGGCAGCGUCGCCCAUUUACGCGAGCCCCCGGGUGACGCAAGGCCAAAACCGGAAAUCCCAACCCAGGACGCGGAGGGGGAGACGGCAGCUGGGCAGGUCGUUAUCGCCUCCUCCAGGGAGCGCGUCCCCGUCUCUCUCCCGCCCGAGCCCCCGAUAAAAAGGGCCCCCAUCUCCCCUCCAUUCCACACCCACGCCCAUCCAAUUCUCCUCUCCUCGACCUCCCGAUCUCUCCCAGACCACCCACCUCCCGGCCGCCGCCGAGGACGCCCGGACCUCCCGGCCGGCAGCAAACCAACCAGCCACCUCGUGCGUGUUUGA
This is a messenger RNA of Aegilops tauschii subsp. strangulata, 801 nucleotides long. The record is from RefSeq and is a predicted model, not a curated record. Lineage: Eukaryota; Viridiplantae; Streptophyta; Magnoliopsida; Poales; Poaceae.